UCAUUUGUGUUUCCCAUCAUGCGUGAUCAUCUAAGUCACUUUCAGAAUUCAUCUUUGUAUCCUUUACUUCCAUUAUAUGAUUCGGAAUUCGGCAAAAGCGCAGUACUUAAUAAGUUCUCCAUAUGGCAUGUCAUAUUUGAAACGUUUGACUACUUUCAAUCCUCAACAAAGCUUCAAAUGAUAAAUGUGCCUGUUCCAACUAUUCGGGCUCUACCACUCCGCAAGGGCAUUCAAGUUCAAGAUAGUUUUCAUUGGUCACUUGGACAUCGAAACUUUGCUGCUGGACUUUUUUUGAUAUUUGAUGAAAAACAACAACGGCUGCGCCUACGGAUCACGCAUGAAUUUUCUCAAUUUCCCCGGCUAUGUCACACUCUGGCCAAUGAUAUUUUAUGUAAUCGCACUAGCAAACUCGAAGCCUUUGUAUAG
Molecule: messenger RNA, 426 nt
Organism: Mucor mucedo
Lineage: Eukaryota; Fungi; Mucoromycota; Mucoromycetes; Mucorales; Mucoraceae
Exons: 1
Source: RefSeq, a predicted model, not a curated record